GUGAUUGACAGACACACUGCAUGAUGCGUGAAUACAAGUUAGUAGUCCUCGGCUCUGGAGGUGUCGGCAAGUCUGCACUGACUGUUCAGUUUGUUCAGGGGAUCUUUGUGGAGAAGUAUGACCCCACAAUAGAAGACUCGUAUAGAAAGCAAGUAGAGGUGGAUGGCCAGCAGUGUAUGUUGGAGAUCCUGGACACUGCAGGAACGGAACAAUUCACAGCCAUGAGGGACCUUUACAUGAAGAACGGCCAGGGCUUCGCACUAGUAUACUCCAUAACUGCACAGUCCACAUUCAAUGACCUGCAGGACUUGAGAGAACAGAUCCUGCGAGUUAAAGACACCGAUGAUGUGCCGAUGAUCCUGGUGGGGAAUAAGUGUGAUCUGGAGGAUGAGAGAGUGGUGGGAAAGGAGCAGGGACAGAACCUGGCCCGCCAGUGGAACAGCUGUGCCUUCCUCGAGUCCUCCGCAAAGUCCAAGAUUAACGUCAAUGAGAUCUUCUAUGACCUGGUCCGGCAAAUCAACAGGAAAACCCCGGUACCUGGGAAGGCACGCAAAAAGUCCAACUGUCAGCUGCUCUAAUACACAGCUGUUCUGUUGCUCUGAGCCAGGUCUGAUUUGCUGCUGUGUCUGUCAGCAGUGCCAGCAUUCCGACGUUACUAAAACCUAACAUCGAAUGGACUUUCCUGUGUGGUGAUGCCCCUUUAAAAACAAAAAAAAAAAA
Ictalurus punctatus (channel catfish) is the source of this 720-nucleotide messenger RNA. RefSeq names its product RAP1B, member of RAS oncogene family (gene rap1b). Gene Ontology annotation, molecular function: GTP binding; GTPase activity; GDP binding. The record is from RefSeq and is marked provisional. Gene Ontology annotation, biological process: cellular response to cAMP; negative regulation of synaptic vesicle exocytosis; Rap protein signal transduction. Lineage: Eukaryota; Metazoa; Chordata; Actinopteri; Siluriformes; Ictaluridae. Gene Ontology annotation, cellular component: plasma membrane.